AUCGAAUUCUAACAUGAAGUUCAGCCUCGCAGCCAGCAUCCUAUUCCUCGCGAGUACAGUCUCCGAACAUUUUUUUCCUCAUCUUCUCGAAAAAAAAAUUAUAAGAAUCUUCUCAGCUAAUGAAUCCCCGGCGUCUAGGCAACCGACAACUGUUAUUGCGUUGGAUCAGGAUCUCUCCCAGCUACAUCUGGACGUACUUGCUGCAAGCAAGCUCGGGAACCUGCGAACUUUGACAGUUCAACCGGCAACUGCGUCUUCCCCAAUGGAGGAAAUUUUCAACUUCGCCAAAGUCGAUUCAGCGGCUGCUGCUCGAGCCUUGGGAAUAACAGCAGUGUCUGCUUCCAGAGGUACAGAUGGGCAAGGGUGGUAG
Bipolaris sorokiniana ND90Pr is the source of this 370-nucleotide messenger RNA. RefSeq lists its product as uncharacterized. The record is from RefSeq and is a predicted model, not a curated record. NCBI's taxonomy places the organism in Eukaryota, Fungi, Ascomycota, Dothideomycetes, Pleosporales, Pleosporaceae. The coding region runs from base 14 to 370 and encodes 118 amino acids. The transcript has a single exon.